Messenger RNA from Trichoplusia ni (cabbage looper), 2245 nucleotides. Its product is annotated as organic cation transporter protein-like. Bases 176 to 1951 code for a protein of 591 amino acids. The record is from RefSeq and is a predicted model, not a curated record. The transcript has 13 exons. Gene Ontology annotation, biological process: transmembrane transport. Gene Ontology annotation, molecular function: transmembrane transporter activity. Gene Ontology annotation, cellular component: membrane. NCBI's taxonomy places the organism in Eukaryota, Metazoa, Arthropoda, Insecta, Lepidoptera, Noctuidae.
CGUUAGCUGAAACACCUGGCUAUUAAGAAUAGUUUUAAAAUUAUUAGAGUUUUAAAAUUAAAAAGUUGUUGUAUUAUCAAGUGAACAAUUCUGACCGGCGCUUAUAAAUUGUCGUCUAAGUAAUUAGAAAAGACGAUCGGAAAAGUGUCUUUGAGGGCAAAAACGUUUUUCGAAAAUGGAAUCACAUGAAAAGAACGUAGUUUUCGCGGGAGUGAUCCUGAAUCCCGCCACCAUUGAAAACAAUAUGGAAAUGAAGAAUGCAGCCCAAAGCAUCGAAUCCCCACCGGAACCAAAGGUCCAGUUGAAAGACUUGGAUGACCUGCUACCCUACGUCGGCGACUUCGGCUGGUACCAGCGAAUCCUGUUCCUCUUGAUGAUACCAUACGCAUUCUUCUUCGCCUUCGUCUACUUUGGACAAAUCUUCAUGACUGUCGUGCCAGAAGAACACUGGUGUUUCGUACCUGAGUUGGGGAAUCUGAGUGUUGAAGCAAGACGCCAUCUUUCCGUUCCUCUGGUAGACGACAAAUAUGACAAGUGCUCAGUUUACGAUGUUGAUUGGACAGAAGUCAUCAAGAGUGGUGCACUGGAACCGAAGCCCGAAUGGCGAGUCAAGAAGUGUGAGAGUCAGUGGGAGUUCAACUACACUGACGUGCCUUAUCAGACUAUUGCGUCACAGCAAGGCUGGGUGUGCGACAAGGAUAGCUAUGCGGCCACCUCUCAAGCUAUCUUCUUCUGUGGAGGCAUUGUCGGCGGAUUGCUUUUCGGAUGGAUAGCUGACAAAUAUGGAAGGAUACCAGCAUUAAUUGGAGCCAAUAUGGCGGGUUUCACUGGCGGCCUCGCGACCGCCUUCACUAAUUCCUUCUGGUCUUUCUGCGUGUGUCGCUUCAUCGUAGGAUUGGCAUACGACAACUGUUUUAUCAUCAUGUAUAUAGUUGUCUUGGAAUACGUGGGUCCAAAAUGGCGGACGUUUGUGGCGAACAUGUCGAUCGCGGUGUACUUCACGUUCGCGGCGUGCCUGUUGCCGUGGAUCGCGUUGGGGGUCAACAAUUGGCAGAUAUACACUCUGAUCAUCAGUGUACCACUAGUGUUGUCUGUUUUGACACCUUUAGUUGUACCUGAGAGUGCAAGAUGGCUGAUAUCCCAAGGUAAAAUAGACGAAGCCAUCAAGAUUGUACAGAAAUGUUCUAGAAUUAACCGCAAGAAGAUACCCGAUGAAGUUGUUAAGGAGUUUAGAGAAACAGCAAAAGCCAUAGCGAAGGCAGAAGAAGAAUUAAAGAACUACAGCGUCAUUGACCUGGUGAGGACCCCUCGCCUCCGACGCCACACCAUUCUCCUGGUGGUGAUCUGGAUGUCCAUCGCCAUGGUCUUCGAUGGGCAUGUGAGGAAUGUGGGGUCUCUAGGGCUGGACAUGUUCACGACCUUCACAGUGGCCACUUUUACGGAAUUCCCUGCUGAUGUACUCUUGAUCCUGACUUUGGAUAUUUUGGGACGACGUUGGCUCGCUUUUGGCACGAUGGCUCUCAGCGGAAUAUUCAGUCUCCUAGCAACUACGGCUCCCAUAGGUAUACCAUCAGCCUCCCUCGCUAUAGUGGGUCGUUUUGCAGUGAAUAUUUCUUUUAACAUCGGUAUGCAGUACGCGGCAGAACUCCUGCCAACCGUCGUCAGGGCUCAGGGGGUCGCCCUCAUCCACAUGUGCGGAUAUGUCGCAACUAUACUCACCCCUUACAUCGUAUAUAUGGCUACCAUAGCUCGUGAGAUCCCGCUCCUCAUUCUCGGCUGUCUGGGCAUCUUCGGCGGCUGCCUGUCUCUCUUCCUCCCAGAAUCGAUGGGCAAGGAUAUGCCACAGACCAUCCUGGAUGGAGAGAACUACGGCUUGGGGCAGAAAUUCUGGGACUUCCCAUGUUGGAACAGAAAGAAGAAGGAGAUUGCAAAUGGGGAAACACGUCACUGAAGAAUCUACAGACCCUAUUAAAAUUAACUUUUAAUUUAUAAGAUAGUAAAAUGAACAAACCACCUCUUUCAUCGCUAUGACAAAGGCGAAAAGUGAUGUUAAAUUACUUAAAGGAAUGAAAACAUAUUUUUUUAAAAAAAUCGUGUGUAUAUGAAAGGAAAGCAGCUUUCUUAUAAUUUAAAACUUUCUUAAUAAAAAAACCAGUAUAGGUUUAAUAACUACAUAAUUAUUAACCAAUAAUUUCAGACAAAGCCAUCUAGUCUCGAAAUAGUAAAUUUUGUCUUAUGAAUACUA